Messenger RNA from Phycomyces blakesleeanus NRRL 1555(-), 930 nucleotides. RefSeq lists its product as hypothetical. Gene Ontology annotation, biological process: peptidyl-serine dephosphorylation. Lineage: Eukaryota; Fungi; Mucoromycota; Mucoromycetes; Mucorales; Phycomycetaceae. The transcript has 9 exons. The record is from RefSeq and is a predicted model, not a curated record. Gene Ontology annotation, cellular component: FAR/SIP/STRIPAK complex. Gene Ontology annotation, molecular function: protein serine/threonine phosphatase activity. Bases 1 to 930 code for a protein of 309 amino acids.
AUGGUGGCCCUUGAUCUUGACGCGUGCCUCGAACGACUUUAUAAAAAGCAACUCCUUGCAGAAUGCGUCCUUCGAGAGAUUUGUGAAAAAACAAAGGAAUUGCUCAUACGUGAGAGUAAUGUGGUUCACAUUAGUGCCCCUGUAACUGUGGUAGGAGACAUCCAUGGACAAUACUAUGACCUAAUUGAGAUCUUUAGGAUCGGAGGUUAUUGUCCUGAUACAAACUACCUUUUUCUUGGUGAUUAUGUGGAUCGUGGAUUAUAUAGUGUAGAGACCAUCUCUCUAUUGACAUGUCUCAAACUACGUUACCCGGACCGUGUCCAACUAGUUAGAGGAAACCAUGAAUCACGAGCAGUUACUCAGACAUAUGGCUUCUAUACAGAAUGCAUGCGGAAAUAUGGAUCACAGCAGGUCUGGCAAUACUUUACCGAUAUGUUUGAUUUCUUAACGUUGUCUGUGGUCAUUGAUAACAAUAUAUUCUGUGUUCAUGGAGGUCUGUCACCUACAAUUCAUGUUCUGGAUCAAAUCAUGGUUAUUGAUCGAUUUCGAGAGAUUCCUCAUGAAGGUGCUAUGGCUGACCUGGUAUGGUCUGAUCCAGACCCAGAAAAGGAAGAGUUUGCUAUAUCAGCAAGAGGAGCAGGGUAUACAUUUGGUAGCUUGGUAGUCGAUAGAUUUCUGCACAUGAAUAAUAUGUCACACAUCCUACGUGCUCAUCAACUAUGUAAUGCUGGCUAUCAGGUUUUGUUUGACAACAAACUUUCCACAGUGUGGUCAGCUCCAAACUAUUGCUAUAGGUGCGGAAAUUUGGCGUCUAUUCUAGAGGUUGGUGUUAAUGGCGAACGAUAUUUUAAUAUAUUUGAUGCUGCACCAGAAAAUGAACGCAAUCCUCAGCAAGCUCAACUCAAGACCCAAAUUGAGUAUUUCCUGUAA